UUUUUUACGAAGAAAUUUUAAUGUUAUCGUAAUUUUCACAAUUAUGAGGUCUUUCACUUUAAGGUUCAACAGAAGAUACAUUUUCUAUGUGAUUUAGCUAAUUUGAUACGUGAAUUUAUUUAGCACUUGUAAUUCACGCUACACUUUGAUAAUGUUUUAAAAAUGCCGAGAUAAUGUAGUAUAUAUUUUGUAAUGAGAUCUACUGCUUUUGCGAGUAUUAAUUUAAAAGAAAAACUAAUAUUUCUUUUUAUUGAUUUACUACGCGUUUUCAUUGUUUAAACUACAUAGUCCCGACGAUUUUGUUACUUCGCAGCAACCGUUAUCACGGGCGGACGAGAUGAAAAAAAUAGUUGAAAUAAUAAAAAAACGCUUUGUAAAUACGAAAAUAUUAGUUUUAUUUUAAAUAACAAACUACAUACUAUUUAUAUAUCUAUAAUAUAAAAAUGAAUCGCUAAAUGUGUUGGUAAGCGCAUAACUCAAGAACGCCUGGACCAAUUUGGCCAAUUCUUUUUUUUAAAUAUUCGUCGAAGGUCAAGGAUGAUUUUUACGGCGAAAAAAUACCAAAUAAUUGCCGGAAAAACCUUAAAAACAGUCCUUUUCUUUAUCCCAUACAAACGUUUUCUAACUAAUACGUACAGUCAAUUUGAGCUUUAUUGCUAAUGUAUAAAGUUCACUGUUGUCUAAGCAAUGUAGGUGUGUUCCUAACAUCAAAGCAGUGUGCGUUGGAGCACAGAAUAUAAUAAUGUAAUGUCGCGUUCUGAAACUCAACAAAAGUGAUAUCGCGGACCCGACUAAAUUGACCAGUCACAAAAUGUAAUGAAUCAUUAGUUAUUUCGUUGACUUCGCGAUAUUAGUUCUUUUGUUUUAUUUUAAAAUACAUGUUAUCCCGUCAUUACAUCAGACAAACACAACCGUUACUAAAAGUCCAUGACUCCAAGUCAUAUCAAAUUAAAAAAAAAAAAAAAAAUAAGAAAAAAGACCGUUGUCGAUUGGAGGUGUUGUUUUUCUUAGAUUUUCUGUUACGUCCUCUACUGAGUUUGCUUUUGUCAACAAUACGAAUCAAAUUCGUGUAUCGUGCUUUGUGCAGUGUUUAAUUACCUUUGAUCAUUAAUUAUUGCAUGUGGCAUAAUAAUUAAUAAUAUAGAUAUGCCUCCUGUAAGAUGAGGAAAUUUAGAUAGAAGAACCCGAAAUGCUACAAACCAAGCUAAUUACCGAUCUAAUCAUACCGCACAAAAACGUGACGACCGAAAUGAACGUGAAAGACUUCGGAUAUCACAAACGCGUGAAGCGCGAGCGAAACAUUCAACUAAUAAUCGCGCAAGUUUGAAUCGAGCUGCUUUCUGUUACGAUAUGUCAAUUGACUACACUAACUACCAAUGUGUUGUUAUUGGUUCUAUGAACACGGUUUGCUCACAUAGUAAGGCAUUGAAAUACAAAAACGAAGCCAAUGGAUUGUGUUGCGCAAAUGGUAAAGUGAAAUUGAUACCAUUGGAUCCACCACCAGAGCCAUUGUACUCAUUGGUUUCAGGAAUAGGAACAGAUUCCAUACACUUUUUGAGAAGUAUCCAACAAUAUAACAACAGCUUUCAAAUGACUUCAUUUGGGGCAACAAAUGUAGUUCGGGAAAAUUUUAUGCCCACUUUCAAGAUACAAGGCCAAAUAUAUCACAGAGCAGGUUCACUGUUACCAGUGUCAGAUAGCGACAACAAAUUCCUGCAAAUUUAUUUUAUGGGCAAUUCACCACAAGAAAUUGAUCUGCGUUGUGCGCAUAACAAUUUAGUAAAGAGGUCUAUUAUAGAACAAUUACAAACUUUAUUUCAUGAGCACAAUCAAUUGAUUCUAUUGUUUAAAACUGCACUAGAUCUGAUGCCAUCUGAUGAUCACAAAAUUGUAAUCAGAGCUGAUAAAACACCUGCGGGUCAACAUGCAAGACGUUUUAAUGCACCAACUAUUGAUGAAGUUGCUAUUGUUGUAGUUGGAGAAGACUUGGAAUCCCGUGAUAUUGUUUUACACCGUCGGAAUGAUCAAUUACAACGUAUAAAAGAAACGCACCGCUCAUAUGAUGCACUACAACAUCCCAUUAUAUUUUGGAAAGGUGAAGAUGGCUAUGAUUUCUCAAUAAAAAUGAUAAAUCCCAUUACAGGUUCUGAAACCAACAAAAAAGUCAGUUCAAUGAACUAUUAUUCAUACCGCCUAAUGAUUCGGGAAAAUGAAGACAAUCACAUACUGAAAUGUCGGCGUUUAUAUCACAAAUAUGUUGUUAAAAUUGAAACGGAGAGAUUAACAUUUGUCAGGUUGAAUCAAACCAAACUGCGAUCUGAAGAGUACAUUCACCUUCGAGAUGCGAUCAAUACUGAUGGAAAUGCACAGAAUGUUGAUCGGAUGACUAUUCUUCCAGCAACAUACAUCGGAAGCCCUCGACAUAUGCACGAAUAUGCUCAAGAUGCCAUGUCGUAUGUUCGUCAUUAUGGUACAGCAGAUUUGUUCAUCACAUUUACAUGCAAUCCGCAAUGGAUAGAAAUCAAGCAGGAGUUAUUCCCUGGGCAAUCACCCAUUGAUCGUCAUGAUAUUACAGCCAGAAUCUUUAGACAAAAGUUGAAAUCUUUAAUGGAUUUCAUCGUAAAACAUAAUGUGUUUGGUGAGACACGCUGCUGGAUGUAUUCUGUGGAGUGGCAGAAACGAGGAUUGCCACAUGCACACAUUUUGAUUUGGUUGGUUGAAAAGAUAAGGCCAAAUGAAGUUGAUGCAGUGAUAUCAGCUGAAAUUCCUGAUGUACAAGUAGAUCCUGGAUUGCAUGAGGUAGUUAUCAAAAACAUGAUACACGGUCCCUGUGGAACUCUUAAUCAAAAUUCACCGUGUAUGAUAGACGGUAAAUGUUCAAAACGAUAUCCACGGACAUUCAUAUCGGAAACAAUUACUGGUAAUGACGGUUAUCCACUUUAUCGUCGCCGAUCGACAGCAGACAAUGGAAGAUCAACAAUUAUCAAAUUAAACCAACAAGAUAUUGAAAUAGAUAAUCGUUGGAUUGUUCCAUAUUCACCCAUUUUAUCAAAGAACUUCAAAGCACACAUCAACGUUGAAUCUUGCCAUUCAGUGAAAUCUAUUAAAUACAUUUGCAAAUAUGUAACCAAAGGGAGUGAUAUGGCUGUGAUUGGAAUUGGUGCAGAGAAUUCCAAUGAUGAAGUUACCCAAUACCAAAUGGGCCGCUAUGUUAGUAGUAAUGAAGCAGUUUGGCGAAUAUUUUCUUUUCCUAUUCAUGAGAGACAUCCUACUGUCGUUCACUUAGCUGUGCAUUUAGAAAAUGGACAAAGAGUGUAUUUUACAGCACAGAAUGCAGUACAAAAAGGUGCUCAGCCACCAUCUACUACAUUAACCAGUUUUUUUGAGACAUGCCAAAACGAUAACUUUUCACAAACAUUGCUAUAUUCCGAAAUGCCAAAAUAUUAUACUUGGAAUCAGUCCUCAAGGAGAUUUAUACGACGGAAACAAGGAAAUCCAGUUCCAGGAUACCCAGACGUUAGUGUCGUUUUUGAUUUGAUUAAACAAAAAGCAAGAAACUAGAAGCGACUGGAUUUUAAGCUAGCGAGAUAUAUAUCAAAAAUGGUCAACUACUUUAUUUACGCGAAAGAUUUUUCCGCUUCUACCCACCACGAUACUCACUACCACAGCAACGGUCUAAAAACCCUUGAUGAUUUCAAAAAGGACGUAG
Molecule: messenger RNA, 3709 nt
Organism: Danaus plexippus (monarch butterfly)
Lineage: Eukaryota; Metazoa; Arthropoda; Insecta; Lepidoptera; Nymphalidae
Exons: 4
Coding region: 1351-3561 (736 amino acids)
Source: RefSeq, a predicted model, not a curated record